Molecule: messenger RNA, 3291 nt
Organism: Striga asiatica
Lineage: Eukaryota; Viridiplantae; Streptophyta; Magnoliopsida; Lamiales; Orobanchaceae
Source: the annotation of a GenBank genome assembly
AGACAGAUUUGGAUUCCAUUUUAGACAUAAAACAUUACACAUAAACCAAACAAACCCGUACCGUAGUUCCGACAUUAUUUUUCGUAUUAGGGUUUAUGAUUUAGGGAUUUUCACUCCCUCCCUGCAUUUUUCAAUUUCUUAGUAGGGCUGUUUCCAGAGGCAUUCUUUAAAGCAUCAAAACUACGUGUAUCACUGGCGGCCCGAAAUUUCGCCUUCCCCCAUUCCCGGCUGUAGCACGGGCAAAUCUAUCUUCCUUAUUUAUUUUUCCCGAUUAUCUUCCAUUCUAUCCUGAGAUACUACUAUCAGGCCACGAAUGGGGAAGAAAAAGCAGAAACUGAUACUGCCGCCGGAGCUUCCUCCGGAGAUUCCCGAUGAAGAAAUCGAAGUUUCCGAUGAGGACUUGAAUUUCGUUAAGGAGAACGUAGACUACGUUGGUUUUGUUUCCAAUUUGGACACUCAGUCAAUCACCAAGCAUGUUACACGGGUGGCGGAUGCGAAAGAGGGGGCUUUGGAAGCUCUGUACGAGAGAAAGAGAAAGAAGUUGGAAAAUAAAGAGAAAGAGUCGACUGCACUGGAAGUUGAUCCCGUUGAUGCACUUCCUGUGAAGACUUUGGAUGGAAAACUUUACUAUAGAAAAGAUUGCCAUAUGAAAGCUGACUUUCUGACAGUGGCAAAGGAGCCCAAGGAGAAUGAAGAGGAAGCAAAAGAAGGUGAAUCUAUUACUAAAGAUCCUUCUGUCGUGAAGUUAACAAAAGCAGAAAAACGUGCGAAGCAAAAGAAGCUGAGAAAAGAGGCAAAGAAACAAGCAAAGGAGGAAGUGCAGCAAACUCCUCAGGCUGAAGUGCUGGAUGAAGUGAAAAAAGACCUGACAGAAGAAGAAACCAAGGAGAAGAAGAAGUAUAAACUUGCUGAGUUGGGAACUUCACUACUUGCUGAUCCUGAAUCCAAUAUCAAGAAUAUAAAGGAGAUGCUGGAGAUUUCAAAAGAUGGAGAUAGUUCCAUCGUCAUACUGGGCCUCAAAUCCUUAUUGGCUGUUUUUAAAGACAUCAUUCCUGGCUUCCGCAUCAGACUGCCCACUGAAAAGGAACUAGAGAUGAAGGUCUCAAAGGCUGUUAAAAAAACGAGAUUUUAUGAGUCCACUUUACUGUCUGCAUACAAGGCAUAUGUGCAAAAGUUGGUGUCACUGCAAAAUCAGUCUGUCUAUAAGCGGGUCGCAAUCCGUUGCUUAUGUACUUUGCUAGCAGCCGUACCACACUUUAACUUCAGGGACAGCUUGUUGGCAGCAGUUGUGAAAAACAUUAGUUCCCAAGAUGAUGUCGUGAGAAAACUUUGCUGCACAGCAGUUAAGUCACUUUUUGCUGAUGAAGGGAAACAUGGCGGUGAAGCUACUGUGGAGGCUGUUAAAUUGAUUGCCGACCUUGUAAAAGCUCACAACUGCCAACUGCAUCCUGAUUCUGUUGAAGUGUUUUUGUCCCUGUCCUUUGAUGAAAAUCUUGGAAAAUCAGAAAGACCAGAAAUGGACAAAAAAACUAACAACAAAAAGUCCAAGAAGAGGAAGGGUAUGGAUGAACCAAACCAAGUGCUUGAGAAUGAUAGGAAAAAAGUUAGGAAAGAGAUGUUGUCGAAGACAAGGGAGGAGGUAAGUGCAGAGUUAAAAGCUGCUUCAUAUGCUCAAGAUCCUCAAGAGAGAAGAAGGAUGCAGUCACAGACACUUUCAUCUGUGUUCCAGACAUUCUUCCGCAUCUUAAAGCAUGCUUUGCAACCAGUGUCAGAAGCCAGUUCUGUCCCUGGUGCAUCAGGAAGCGUUCCCUUGCUUGCCCCUUGUCUGGAUGGAAUCGGAAAAUUUUCUCAUCUUAUUGACUUGGAUUUUAUGGCUGAUCUCAUGCACUGUCUGCGAAAACUUGCUGGCGGUGGCCGUAAAUCAGCAAAUUCAUCUGAAGAAUCUUGUCAUCUAACGGUGACUGAACGCUUGAGAUGCUGCAUUGUUGCGUUUAAAGUGAUGAGGAACAAUCUUGACGCUCUCAAUGUUGAUCUACAGGAGUUCUUUGUCCAAUUUUACAAUCUGAUACUUGAGUAUCGACCAGGGAGGGAUCAGGGAGAAGUAUUAGCUGAAGCUUUGAAGAUAAUGUUGUGUGAUGACAGACAACAUGAUAUGCAAAGGGCUGCAGCCUUUAUAAAGCGAUUGGCCUCGUUUUCGCUAUGUUUUGGGUCUGCUGAGUCCAUGGCUGCAUUGGUCACUGUAAAGCAUCUUCUGUUGAAGAAUGUCAAAUGCCGUAAUCUGUUAGAAAAUGAUGCCGGAGGUGGGUCUGUUGCUGGUGCGAUUGCUAGUGUAACCGUACCGGUUGGACCACCUGUAUCCGGUAUUACCGAUAAUACCGGCCGGUACGAUACGAAAUACCAACCUCACGCAGUGGACCCCAACCGAAGUGGUGCACUGGCUUCUGUUCUUUGGGAGCUUAACCUUUUAACAAAACAUUAUCAUCCAUCUGUCUCAACAAUUGCGUCUAGCAUCUCAACCAUGAACACUACCAAUAACCAGGUGUAUCACACGCACAUAUCCCCACAGCAAGCCUACAUGGACCUAUCAAGAGAAAGCAAGUCCUUCGAUCCACCUGGCGAUGUGAAAAAAACGAGCGUCAAGAAAAGGAAAGGAAAUAAUAAAGCACUUGUUAAAGUUGGGUCGGGCCUCGAUUUGACCUGCCAAAUCGAUGAGAAUGAGGUUAGGACGAAACUUGCUGAACAUUUCUGGUUGAUUAGGGAUAUUAAGGCAAACGAGAGAUUGAGGUCUGAGUUGGACCGUACUAUUAUGUCACUUAAUCUUUACGAACAAUACAAGAAGCAAAAGAAGAGGAAGACGAGAAGGUAACGGAUGUGAAGGAUGAGUGGCAAAAAUGCUAAGUUUGUCAUUUUCCUGGCCAGAGAGCUGUUUUUAAGUUUUGAGUCUAUUCUUUUUGUUUAUUAUGUCAUUAAGAAAAAGGUUUACAGCCUGCAAUCAAUGAUUUUUGUUGGAAAAUUUUGUAGAAUCCUUCUAUUUUGUUUGGGUCAAAUGAGGUCUGAUAUUGUUAAGCGGAGUUAAGAUUUUGUUUUGUUAGCUGAACGUCUUCCUUAGUAAUAAUGCGUGCCUAGUUAUUUCAUGUUACAGUCCCUGAAUUUUUUGUUUUUGUUCUAAUUCAUAGGUGACAGGCAAUUCAACACGAUGGUUAAAAUGUUAUUUGAAUGUUGGUAUCAAUAUUUUUAUUUUUCAACAUGGACGAGAUUCUGCAGUGUAGCUCGUUUCUUUGAAUAUUUCUA